AUGCGGUGUACCACUGACCCCAAGCACCUCAUCGGGCUUAAGAAGAUGCUCGUCUACUAUGAGGGCCGCGUGCCAUGUGGCACCAAGACCGACUGGGGCAUGAACGAGUACCGCCUCCCCGACGCCACCUGCUGCAAUGCCGCCGGUGACUCAUCGGUGGCCUCCUCCAUGAACAAGUCUCCCAAGGUAUACAUAUACAUCAUCCUACAUCGUACCUAG
Miscanthus lutarioriparius is the source of this 219-nucleotide messenger RNA. The record is from the annotation of a GenBank genome assembly. NCBI's taxonomy places the organism in Eukaryota, Viridiplantae, Streptophyta, Magnoliopsida, Poales, Poaceae.